AUGGCUGCGUUACUCGAAGAUAUUUUUGAUAUAAAGGAUGUUGAUAGGGAUGGAAAGAUGUUUGCUAAGGUUUCUCGAAUAGUUUGUGAAAGUGAAUCUUUUAAAAUGGGUCUUAUUCUUGACGUCCAUUCCGAAAUCUUUCCUGCCACCAAAGGCGAAAAAUUCCGUUUGGUACUUACUAGAUCGCUCUUCAACACGGCUGGAUUCAAUGCGGAUGAUGAUGACGAUGAUGUUGAUACAGCUGAGGAGUUAGAGGGUCGUUUAGAUGGCAGUAAAAUGGCCGAAUUCGAUUACGUUUGCUAUGGAAAGAUUUAUCGAAUCGAAAGCCACGACAAAUCGGACGAAACCAGUAGACUGGCGUGCUAUGUUUCAUUCGGUGGUCUUUUAAUGCAGCUGAUUGGUGAUACGAGCAAUCUACAAGGGUUUCGCGUUGGAAAGCACAUCUAUUUAAUGCUGAAAAAACUGGCUUUCUAA
This is a messenger RNA of Rodentolepis nana, 474 nucleotides long. NCBI's taxonomy places the organism in Eukaryota, Metazoa, Platyhelminthes, Cestoda, Cyclophyllidea, Hymenolepididae. The record is from the annotation of a GenBank genome assembly.